UUACUAAAAUGGGCGGAACUUGAUGUAGGAUAUCCGGAGAAGCCAUUUUGUUUUUCCCCAUUUGUUUCAAGGGUAACAGAGGAAGGCACAGACAUGUUUCCCCUCGCUAGAUCUGCACUUUCCUUGACAGCUCGUGGAAUUCAGAGGACAGUAUCAAGGCAGGCCCACCACAAAGCAGGACCUAAUUUCCAUGAUAAGUAUGGCAACAUCGUUCUGCUAUCUGGAGCUGUGUUCUGUACUGCAAUCUGGUCUUAUGUGAUUACACAAACAGGGAUAACAUGGAACCUCUCUCCUGUCGGCAAAGUCACUCCAAAGGCAUGGAAUAACCAAGAAUGACCGACAGAUGACGUUGUCUAAAUGUGUUCCCAGAACUUGUGCUGCACCUAUGCUGUGUACAUAAAAGCAUAUAUUUGCUCCCUUAAAAUUGUCGUUUUAUGGUAAUGAGUUUCUGUUAUAAUAAAUAGACCAAAAUUUAA
This is a messenger RNA of Bombina bombina (fire-bellied toad), 476 nucleotides long. RefSeq names its product cytochrome c oxidase subunit 7B, mitochondrial. Bases 94 to 336 code for a protein of 80 amino acids. The transcript is spliced from 3 exons. NCBI's taxonomy places the organism in Eukaryota, Metazoa, Chordata, Amphibia, Anura, Bombinatoridae. The record is from RefSeq and is a predicted model, not a curated record. Gene Ontology annotation, biological process: mitochondrial electron transport, cytochrome c to oxygen.